Megalops cyprinoides (Indo-Pacific tarpon) is the source of this 4139-nucleotide messenger RNA. RefSeq names its product glutamate receptor-interacting protein 2-like. Gene Ontology annotation, molecular function: protein binding. The coding region runs from base 189 to 3383 and encodes 1064 amino acids. The transcript has 24 exons. Lineage: Eukaryota; Metazoa; Chordata; Actinopteri; Elopiformes; Megalopidae. Gene Ontology annotation, biological process: neurotransmitter receptor transport, endosome to postsynaptic membrane. The record is from RefSeq and is a predicted model, not a curated record.
CCUCUCUUCUCCUCUUCCUGUCUCUCUGUGACUGGAACAUGAGAAGCUCAUUCGAGCGCCAUGUGACCAGCUAUCCACUGCUUCUCUGACUCCUUCUUUUGUUUUUGUGUUUUUUUUAAUUGAAAGAUGAUUCGGUGAGGAGAGGAAGAGGAAGAGGAGGAAGAGGGGUGGCAGUGUGGGACAGCAGGAUGUUUUCCGUCUCGCUGAAGUGCCGGCUGGGGGUGAUUCGUCGCAGGACGAGGGACGAUGGCUCAUACUCUAAGGGGAGCAGGGACUCAGCUCGGCCAGAUACCCCGUCCCCCAGGAAACCCUGUGUCCCAGAGCUUCGGGGGGUCACCGUGGUGGAGCUGAUGAAGAAGGAGGGUAGCACCCUCGGACUCACCAUCUCUGGGGGCUCCGACAAAGACGGGACGCCUAGAGUGUCCAACCUGCGGCCGGGAGGACUCGCUGCCAGGAGUGACCAGCUGAUCGUGGGCGACCACAUUAAGUCUGUGAACGGCAUUAACCUGAGCAAGCUGCGGCACGAGGAAAUCAUCAGCCUGCUGAAGAACGUGGGCGAGAGGGUGCUGCUCCAGGUGGAGUACGAGCUGCCCCCUGCUGCUCCUGACAGCUCCUCGGGGGUCAUCCCAAAGACAGUGGAGGUGCGGCUGCAGAAGGAGGGGCGCAGCUUCGGGUUUGUCCUGAGAGGUGGUGCUCAUGAAGACUGGCGCAAGACACGCCCCCUAGUGGUGACCUACGUGAGGCCUGGAGGACCAGCAGACAGAGAGGGCACUCUGAGAGUGGGUGAUCGGGUUCUGAGGGUGGAUGGAGUUCCCCUGCGGGGCGCCAGUCUGGCCCAUGCUCUCUCUGUCCUGACACAGUGUGGCCAGGAGGUGUUGUUCCACAUCGAGUACGACGUCACUGUCAUAGACUCGGUUGCAGGUGCGUCAGGGCCGCUGCUGGUGGAGAUCUCCAGGCCCCCCGGCUCCGCCCUGGGCGUCAGCUUAAGCACUGCCACACACAGGGGCAAGCAGGCGAUCGUCAUCGACAAGAUAAAGCCAGCCAGCGUGGUGGACAGGUGUGGCGCUCUGCGGGCAGGUGACCACCUGCUGGCCAUCGACGGCACCAGCACAGAGCACUGCUCCGUCCUGGAGGCGGCGCAGCUCCUGGCCAGCACCGGCGACCGGGCCAAGCUGGAGAUCCUGCCUGUCCAUCAGGUCAGAACCGGCCUGCUGCAGGACACUGUGAGAAUACAGAGGAGUGAUCAUCAUCACUGCUGGGACCCCUGUGUGCACUACUGCCACGCCCCACUUCCUGGUCACUGCAAAACGCCCGUAUGGACCAGCCCUAGCAACCCCCCCGGCAACCAGGACUACUGCAAAACCUUGGUAUCCAGCAGCUCCACAAGCCAGAGCCCAAGCACCCUGCCACGCCCUGCUGCACCCACCAGCCCCCGACACGCCCCCCCCAGGAGGAGACCCAGGAAGAAGGAGCACAAGAGCUCAUUGUCUCUGGCCUCUAGCACGGUGGGGCCAGGAGGGCAGGUGGUUCACACGGAGACGGCGGAGGUGACGCUGAGAGGCGACUCGAUCAGCGGCUUCGGCAUCCAGCUGCAGGGGGGCGUUUUUGCCACCGAGAGCCUCUCUGAGCCCCCCCUCAUCCGCUUCAUCGAGCCCGACAGCCCGGCCGAGAGGUGCGGGUUGCUGCAGGUGGGUGACAGACUCCUGUCAAUCAAUGGAAUUCCCACAGAAGACGGAACUCUGGAGGAGGCCAAUCAGCUGCUGCAGAGCGCAGCUUUGACCAAUAAGGUCACGCUGGAAAUCGAGUUUGACGUGGCAGAGUCGGUGGUUCCCAGCAGUGGCACGUUCCAUGUGAAGCUUCCCAAGAAGAAAGGGGUGGAGCUGGGAAUCGUGAUCAGUGCAAGCAAGAGACCGGGAGAUCCCCUCAUCAUCUCUGAUAUCAGGAAGGCAAGCAUCGCUCACAGAACAGGCACGUUGGAGCCUGGAGAUAAGCUGCUGGCGAUUGACAGUGUGCGUUUGGAAAGCUGCUCCAUGGAGGAUGCAGUGGAGAUUCUGCAGAGAACGGAGGACCUGGUCAAGCUGAAGAUCCAGAAGGACGAGGACAACUCUGAUGAGCAGGAGUCGGGCUGCAUCAUCUACACAGUGGAGCUUCGUCGUUAUGGGGGACCCCUGGGCGUCACCAUCUCUGGCACAGAGGAGCCCUUCGACCCAAUCAUCAUCUCAGGACUCACUCGCAGGGGUGUGGCUGAGAGGACUGGGGCUAUCCAUGUAGGGGACCGCAUCCUGGCCAUCAACAGUGUCAGUCUGAAGGGGAGGCCUCUGAGUGAGGCCAUCCACCUGCUGCAGGCGGCCGGGGAGACCGUCACACUCAAGAUCAAGAAGCAAACUGACCUGCCAGGUGCCCCAAAGCUGUCAGGGAGGUCAGCUGACCUGAACGACCGAGAGGAUGAGGUUCCGGAAUACCCCAAAACGGACAAGCUGUCGGAUGCACUCUCCUCCACGGUGCCCAGCCUGGACUCGGCCAUGGAGUCCUGGGAUGGGUCCGGUGUGGAGGCCGGCUUCGGCAGCCAGGGAACUAACAUCCACCAAGCACCAGGCCUCUCUUUUAACCCCCAGGAGUGGCGUAACACCAAGCAGCGGAACAGUACGCCCCCUGCUGGCAGGAGGAAGAACUACCCUCUCAGUGAUGGGGGUUUUGGUGAGGACGAGUGGGACAAGCCCCCCGGGUGUGUGGGCAGCGUGCAGCCGGACACCUCUGGCCCUGGGCAGGAGGACAGCUUCUGGAGCCGAGCACUGGAGGACCUGCAGACCUGCGGCCAGUCGGAGCUGCUGCGGGAGAUUGAGGCCUCCAUCAUGGCGGGCAGUGCCCUCAGUCUGGGUGUGGAUGAGGGCCACAAAUCGAACCCAGACACCGUCAGACCGGCCAGGAAGGGGUCCCCGCUCCACACUGAGGCUGAGGGAAAGAGUCUGGUGUGCGAGUUCGAGAGGAGCUGGGAGUCCUACCCCAUUAAUGAGGAAGUCCAGGAUACUCUGUCUCCCACUAACCUGGAGCUACUCAAGGUAACGGUCACAAAGGACCCGGAGACCAAUGACUUUGGUUUCAGCAUAUCGGACGGAUUCCUAGAAAACGGAGUGUACGUCAACAUGAUCCGCCCUGACGGUCCCGCUGACCAAGCAGGACUCAGACCGUACGACCGCAUUCUGCAGGUGAACCACGUUCGGACCCGUGACUUUGACUGCUGCCUGGUGGUGCCGCUCAUCAAUGAGUGCGGAACCAGAAUGGAGCUGGUGCUGAGCAGGAACCCCCUGGCGCAGGCAGCCAUGGGGCAGCCCUGUGAGGACCCCUCUGGGACAGAGUGCCAGGCCAGCACCAUGGACCUGUGACUGACGGCACGCCCUGGAGCCCAGGCGACCCCCACCUCACCCCACCCUCAUGUUUGGGUGUAAUGAACCCGGCUUUACUUUUUGCUCUUUUCCUGUUUAAUGUGAAGCUGUCAUUUGUUUUGUCAACAUGCACGCACACACAGACACGCACACACAUAUACCCGCACACACACACGCACACACACGCAUGCACACACGUUUUCGAGAUGUUGCUCUAGUCCAGCACUGCUGAACUCUCAGUGCACAUGAUCACAUUCAGAGGAUCUGGGGUUCUUUGCUUUAGUGUGGCCAGUUCUGUUCAGCCCCUAAUUCAUCUGCAUUUCAAACUGUCAUUCUGCCACCUCUCACCAAACCUCUGCCUCAUGGGGGUGUCAUAUUUUAAUAACCUCACAAUCACAGCCUGUCCUUAAUUUCACAGAUUCUCUUUUGACCUUACUGGAACCACAGUGUCGUAGAGUGUCUCUCACAGGUAUCAGCAUGACCUCAUUUAUUUUGGCUCUCACCUGCUCGACUACAUUCACCUGUCAUUCAGAGUUAUUUUAGUCACUGUGUGUCCAUCUGGCUGCCAAGGUCAGAUCAGCCAUCUCUGUCAUUCACUCACAUUCCAUUCACUCACCCGUAACUAACUCACUCACCCGAAACUCACUCAGCUGUAACUAACUCACUCACCCGAAACUCACUCAGCUGUAACUAACUCACUCACCCGUAACUAACUCACUCACCGAAACUCACUCACACGAGUCACAUCUGCCUUGG